Molecule: messenger RNA, 1443 nt
Organism: Colletotrichum chrysophilum
Lineage: Eukaryota; Fungi; Ascomycota; Sordariomycetes; Glomerellales; Glomerellaceae
Exons: 1
Coding region: 1-1443 (480 amino acids)
Source: RefSeq, a predicted model, not a curated record
AUGGCGAAGCUGACUGACCUUCCUCCCGAGAUAAUUCUCAUGAUUAUCAAGAUUCUUCGACCUCGAUUGGAUGGCAAGCUGUCAGUCGCGACAGGCCAUGAGAAAGCAUCGGCAGAAGAUUACUACGACACUGAAUUCACCGUCAGCGAUCUUCUUCACGAAAACAGUCAGAAGCGCCACGCUUUAGCGAGCUUUGCCCUUUCUCACAGGGCCUUCACUCGAGCUUCAGUUGAGCAAAACUACACCAUUGCCGGAAUCCACAAGCUUUACGAAAGAACGGCGUUGAAGAGGAUGGUAUCGCUUCUCCGACUUAUCGACUGCAACAACACUGUACGCACCUCUAUCCGACAUCUCUACGUCCACGCACGACAUCCAACAGUGACCAGGGAUUUCAUAGACUUUUAUGAAGCGAAGGUGGCUACUUUACUGGAUUCAUUCGGGCCCAUGAGCCUUGAUGUGCCUUGUCUCGAAUCUCUCGACUCGACCGCUGCUGUGCCGUCUCGUUACCUCAUUGGUUACUGCUUUGCGCUCAUUCUUAUUCGCCUUCCAAGUCUCCAGAAGCUCACACUUAGUGUGGAGCAACCGACGCUGCGAACCAUGGCCCAGGUUCUCUCGGUCGCUCGAACUCACCAGAAUCCCAAUUCAAACACACCCACACCGUUGUCUAUUCCUAUCCUUCAAGCUCUCACUAUUAGCGAUUUAGGGUUGGAGUACAUCGAAGAACUGGAACCAUGUCUGUGGACGAAACCCGGUUCUGAAAGAUGCUUCCACAACUCCGUCCUCCGCCAGCAUUUCAAUGUUUCUACUGUCACUUCUUUGGUGCUCGACAAAGUUCACAUGGAGAUACCUCUUCUGGCUAAGACGGUUCGCGACUGUCUAGCCCUGAGGAAGCUUGUCUGCGUUCGAUUCGUAGCUCUGAUGAUGUCGUCCUCGGAUCUCGAUGCAUUCAUGGAUGCCAUACAGGAUCAAUGCAAGACUUUGAUCACCCUUUGUCUGGACCUAAGCACCUGGCACUACGUGCAAGACCAGCGUGUAUAUGAUCGCAUUGCGACGCUUGGCGACCUGCCCAGUCUGACGCAGCUAUGGAUCACUACAUGCACCUUCGCUGAUAACGACGAAGAAGAUAACAUCGAUAACAGCGAAAGUCAGGGCCACAACAGUAAUGAGAGCGACACAGAUGACAGUAACUUGGCAGAACAUGAGGUCUUCGAGACCUUUCUCCCAAGGCUUCCUGAGUCGUUGAAGCGUUUGCACCUAGGUGGAGGAGUGCGCCCGAUCCGAAAAAGUCUGCUGGACAUGGUCCAACGCAUCAAGAUGGGAGGUCUGAGAAAUCUGCGGGAGAUUGCUUUGAGCAGGGGACAGUGGGACGAUGAGCUUGAGGAGGCGUUCGCGGAGUACGUCCCGUUGCGAACGACAGUUGAUCCACGCCCUGCCAUGUGGUAG